UCAAUUCGACAAUUACUUUGGAGGCCAGCUGGCGACAUUGAACUUGGAAUCUCCUCUUCCCAUUCUAUGACAUAUUUUAACGAAAUCUUUACGACGUUGGGAUUUUCUUUGCUUUCAUACGACCUUGUUCUGGGACUUUGAGAGCUGCUAUCGUUUGCCGCUUGUUGACGUCGUGGUAACAUUGGUUUGCUGGAGACGCAACGUGUGUCGGAACAACACUGGAGGUUAACUUACCUUGGGGGGCUAUACUGUGUUUGAGCUUGUUUGGCUUCACACGAGAGCUACUCUCCGUCAUACCAAACUUCCAUCCCUCUCCUCCAACGUACUCUCCCAACCUUCUCCUCUCAUAACGACAAGAUGUACAUAACAACCCUCUUCCUCCUCGCCCUCCACUCCCUCCUCCCCCCCGCCUCUGCCGCCACCAUCAUCGACAACCUCAGCUUCGGCCACAAAGGCGACCUCUCCCCCGACCGCCGCUCCCUCCCCGGCUGGCGCGUCACCGGCGAAGGCCACACCCCCCCCAUCCUCUCCGACCGCAUCAUCCUCACCCCCCCGGCCCCAGGAAACCGCCGCGGGGCCCUCUGGACCGACGCCACCAAUACCCGUGCCGAGUGGACCGCCGAGGCGCACUUCCGCGCCACGGGCCCGGAGCGGGGCGGCGGGAAUUUUCAGCUGUGGUACGCGCGGGACGGAGCGGCGGCAGUGGGGUUGGCAAGUUUGUAUACGGUAGAUAAGUUCGAUGGGUUGGUGGUGGUGGUGGAUCAGUAUGGUGGACAUGGGGGGACGGUGCGUGGGUUCUUGAACGAUGGGACGAAGAGCUUCCGGGAUCAGCAGAAUGUGGAUUCGUUGGCGUUCGGGAUGUGCACGUUUCCGUAUCGGAAUCAGGGGGCGUUUUUGGGGUUGAAAGUCGUGCAGACGCGGGACGUGUUCGAGGUGGAGAUUCAUGGGAAGUCGUGCUUUAAGAGCACCCACGUCGGCCUCCCCUCCGGUAACCAAUUCGGCUUCACCGCCGGAUCCGCCGAGAACCCCGACUCCUUCGAAAUCGCCCAAUUCCUCGUCUCCGAUACCCCCUCCGCCGCCCCCCCACCUAGCAACGACCGCCGCAGCGUCGAGCACGAUGCCAGCAACGGCAAACCGAACGACGCCUCCAGCUGGUGGGACUGGAAAGACUCGCAGAACUCCCCCGCGUCAGCCUUCCGCACCGAGGAGCAGCGCUUCAGCGACCUCCACGACCGCCUAACCACCAUCAACCACGACAUGACGAUCCUCUAUGACGCGCUCCUCAAGCUCGAGAAGCAGAUCAGCGACCAGAGCGGCCGAGUGUUCGACGAGGUGUCGAGCGUACAUCGGCGAGUGGACGCACUAGAGCGGGAGGUGGGGCGGGGGAACGUAGGGAAGCUAGGGAAGAUCGAGGGGAUUGUGGAACGGGUGCAAAGGGAGGUGGAGGGGAAGGAUUAUAAGGAGAUUUUGGACAAGAUUCAUGCGGCGUUGCAUGAGAGUCAUGCGACGCUGAUGUAUAGCUUGCCGGCGCACAUGUCGCAGAGCAUCUCUGCAGCGUCGCCACGGAUGGGCUUCUUCCUCUUCAUCGUCAUCGUGUUCCAGAUCAUGCUGGCGGCGAGCUACUUCGUGUACAAGAAGCGGAAGAACGCCAUGCCGAAAAAAUACCUAUAAAUGAUGGGGUUGUUCGGGACUGGUAUAGCUUUUAUUUGCACAGCUUUUUCUUGCACGUUUGCGGAUAUCAUCUUCGUCUAGCCAGGUCCUACUAUCGGUACGUAUCUAGUAUCUAACGGAACCAAAGCAUGGGAUGGAGUUUCAGGUGUGGAUAUGAGGUCGGGUGUUCUCUCGCAGGAUGGUCUCACCCAGGUCACUUUUACGUACAUAUAUGGGUUUCCGUUCGUACCUUA
Messenger RNA from Eremomyces bilateralis CBS 781.70, 1904 nucleotides. Its product is annotated as concanavalin A-like lectin/glucanase. Gene Ontology annotation, molecular function: D-mannose binding. Gene Ontology annotation, cellular component: Golgi membrane; endoplasmic reticulum membrane; endoplasmic reticulum-Golgi intermediate compartment. Gene Ontology annotation, biological process: endoplasmic reticulum to Golgi vesicle-mediated transport; Golgi organization; endoplasmic reticulum organization. The coding region runs from base 358 to 1671 and encodes 437 amino acids. The record is from RefSeq and is a predicted model, not a curated record. The transcript has 4 exons. Lineage: Eukaryota; Fungi; Ascomycota; Dothideomycetes; Eremomycetales; Eremomycetaceae.